This is a messenger RNA of Gadus morhua (Atlantic cod), 1461 nucleotides long. RefSeq names its product protein phosphatase 1, regulatory subunit 42 (gene ppp1r42). The transcript has 9 exons. Bases 202 to 1257 code for a protein of 351 amino acids. The record is from RefSeq and is a predicted model, not a curated record. Gene Ontology annotation, molecular function: protein binding. Lineage: Eukaryota; Metazoa; Chordata; Actinopteri; Gadiformes; Gadidae.
ACCGCGGUUUCCAUAGAGACCAUUGAAGCACCAUAAACAUAUCAGCAGAGUCGUGGUGCUGCGUGUCGUCUCGGUUGGUUUUGAAAAGAACCCUCUUUAUGUAUAUUUUAAACCCGAACUGCGUCAUGGCAUCCAUUUAAGCCCCCCAGUCGUCACCCCGGCGGGGGUUCGCGGAGAACAGAGAGCCCGCUGCUAGGCGCCAUGGUGCGACUCACCGUGGACCUGAUCGCUAAGUCCAGCAGCCACAUCCGCAAGAAGGGAGACCGCUCCCUCCCGGACUACCUCCGCCGACUCACGCACCUCAACUUCUCCAACAGGAGCAUCGUGGACAUCCUGUCCCAGGAGGAUCUGUCCGUGUGCAGGAACCUGACGGUGCUGUACCUGUACGACAACCAGAUCUCGCGCAUCAGCAACCUGGGCUUCGCCUGCCGGCUCACCCACCUCUACCUGCAGAACAACUGCAUCGGCCACAUGGAGGACCUCUGCCAACUGGAGUGCCUCGCCAAGCUGUAUCUGGGGGGUAACUGCAUCGCGGUGGUGGAGGGUCUGGAGCGUCUAACGAAGCUGAAAGAGCUCCAUGUGGAGAACCAGAGGCUGGCCCCCGGAGAGAAGCUGCUGCUGGACCCCCGGACCCUGCUCUGCCUGGCAGAUUCGCUCUGUGUCCUGAACAUCAGCCAGAACGCCGUGGACGAUGUCUGGGACCUGGGCGUUCUGAGGGGGCUCACCCACCUCUCCGCCACGGACAACCUGCUGCAGCGUGUACAGGACCUAGAGGAGGUCUUCAGCCAGUGGCCUCAGCUCCAGCGUCUGGAUCUGAUCGGGAAUCCCGUGUGCCAGAAACCAAAGUACCGGGAUCGCCUGAUCACGGCGUGCCCCAGACUGGAAGUUCUGGACGGGAAGGAGAUCAACGACCUCUCCCGCCAGUUCCUGGUCAACUGGAAGGCCUCGAAGGAGGCCUCGAAGGAGGCCGGGAAGAGAGCGAGGGACGAGCGAGCUCUGGCUGCCCAGGCCCCCCACCACCCCUUCCUGACUCACCUGGACACGGCUCUGAGUCGCGGCGCAGUGCUGAGCUGCAGCCUGGCUAACAGCCUCCCCAGAAGAGAGCCACUGAAGGGCCCCGGGCCCCACGGCCUCCCACGGCCCCUAGACCCCUCACACAGCUCAGCGACCAGGGAUCACAGUCUAGCUCUUGCUCUAAGGGCCUCCUCAUCCCCGGGUCUGUGUCACGGCGCUCUGGGUGAUUCUAACGCUCUAUAAAACAUCUCAGCACAAAGCUUCAUGAUGGAAUACAACGCUGCCACGCUGAUUGGAUUACAUGUUUGGUACAUAUUAUGUUUGUGGCUGUCACCGUCUGCUUGGCAGAAAGUAUAUAUUUAUUUUUUUGGGAAAAUUUAUAACAUUUGAAGUAUUUUUGUUUUAUUCUGCUGUGAAAGUUUGCUGUAUUAAAACACGAAAAAUUGA